This is a messenger RNA of Closterium sp. NIES-65, 4127 nucleotides long. NCBI's taxonomy places the organism in Eukaryota, Viridiplantae, Streptophyta, Zygnematophyceae, Desmidiales, Closteriaceae. The record is from the annotation of a GenBank genome assembly.
AUGGAGCGUCCCGGUCCCACGUCUCCGUACCGCCCUCGGCAAUCUCGAGGUGUCAAUGCUAACGCACCGCCUCCUCUCGAGGUGACGAAUGAGACGACUCAUAAGUCUCCGUACCGCACUCGGCAGUCUCGAGGUGUCAAUGCCAACGCGUCCCCGUCUGUUCCGGAUCUUUCGGCUGAGGGGACUCAAAAGUCCCCGUACCGCCCUCGGAAAUCUCGAGAACCCAAUGCCAACCCCCCGUCUCCUCUCGAGAUGACGAAUGAUUCGACGCAAAAGUCUCCAUACCGCUCUCGGAAAUCUCGAGAACUUAAUGCUAGCGCCUCCCCGUCUGCUCCUGACGGGGCAACUGAGGCGACUCAGAAAUCUCCGUACCGCCCUCGGCCGUCUCGAAGUGGCAAGGCGAACGCACCGACUCCUCUCGAGGUGCCGAAUGAUUCGACGGAAAAAUCUCCGUACCGGCCGCGGCCAUCUCGAAGCGGCAACGCGAAGGCCUCCCCGAGUCCUCUCGAUGUGGCGAAUGACUCGACGGCACAAAAAUCUCCGUACCGCCCUCGGCCAUCUCGAAGCGGCAAUGCGAAGGACGCGUCCUCUUCUCCCGUCGAACGGCCGUCAACGGGCGAGCCAACCCCCUCUCCCGGCGACUCCGGCGAGGCUCCGCUACAGCUAGGGUUCCUCGCCACCCUCUCCAAGUCGAAGAAAUGGACCGACGACGACCUGCCGGCGGCGGACGCGCGACCCAAAUCCGCCGCCGUGAACACCUCCUCGUCGCACGUGUCGCAUGCGUCGUCGCACGCGUCGCAAGGGCCGCGACCAAGGCUGACGCGAUCGAUCGCGUCAACCUCGCGCGCGCCGCCCGCAGAAGCAGCGAGCCCAGGUACAGGUUCGCACAAAGGAGGACCAACCCCCGGGUACGUGCACGGGCACACGCACGUGCGCAAACCGCGGCGCCUCGCAACCGCCGCGUCAGUGUCCGGAGCGGGAAGCAGGGCGGAAGGGGGAGGCGAGAUGGGGGAAGACGGGGGCGGCGGAACGCUCGCGGACAUAGACAGGCGGGGGAAGGCCUCCGCGUCCGUUUCAUCCGCGGGUGAGAAGGGGGGGAGGAGGCGGGGAGACGAGGGCGGAGGCGCAGGGAGAAGCGGAAAACUAGGCGGAAAAGGAAGCAGGACUCUAACCCCCGUGAGCAGCGGCGCUAGCACCCCCUCUAGCAGCUUCAACGACAAUGGCAGCGAGGCAGGCAGCGUGCGCAGCAGAAGCACUUAUAGGUCAUAUGAAAAUGAUGAUGAUGAUGACCUUAGUAGCCACGCGGAUUCGGAAUUGGAGGUGAAUUUCGAGGAGGUUUUAGGGCCCGCGUCGGGAUUUGACUGGAUCACGAGUAUCAGCGCUGCUUCCACGCCUUCGUCUACUUCGUCCGCGAAUAGGGUUACCAGGUUCGCGCCGAACACGCCUCCGCAUGCGCUAGCGUCGGGGGUGCACCCGUCGUUUGCUAGUAACGAGCACGGGAUUCUCGCGGCUGCUGCAAUAGCAUCGGUGGGCGGGGCAGGGGGAGCAGGGGGAGCAGCAGCGGGGAGGGAGGCGGAAGGGAAGGGGUCCGGAAAAGAGGCGUUUAAGACUGAAUGGGAGGUGUUUAUGAGGCAGUCGGAAGGGAUAGUGGGGUUGCAUCUACUGGAAGGGCUGGCACCCAGAGGCUCUAAACGAAAGCAGAAUAAAAAGAAGGUGCUUGUAAGGAAGGUGAAGGAGGAGACGAAGAAGAUGGACUUUUGGGGGGAGGAGAGUGGGAGUGAGGAUGGGAGGGGCAUGGGGGGCGUGAGGAGGAAGGGGAAAGGAGGAAAGGCGGGCGGGGGAGGGGAGGGGGAGGAGCAGGUUGAGCGGAAGUUUGGAAGCUUGGGGGAGAGGAAGAGGCGGGAAAAGGCGGGGAGAAAGGCGGGGGUGGAAGAAGGGGAGGGGGCGGAAGGGGGAGAAGGGGGUGGGGGAAGGCGGGCUAGGGGAGAGCGAGGGGGGAGGGAGGAAGGGCGGGUAAAGGGCAGGAGAGGGUACGGGGGGAGUAGGGCGGUGGCAGCAGCGGCAAUUCGUAAAGCUAGGUCCGGUGCUUCGUAUGGCGGGGAAGGGGAUGGGAAUGAGUUGAGUGGUGGUGAUGGGAGGGACAAUGGGGCAGGUGAAAAUAGCUCGUUUGCUGCUCUGGGCAGAGCAAAAAAUGCCCCAAGCCGUAGAGGCUGGGAAGACGAGGAUGACGGCUCGUUUAUUGCACUGGGAAAAGCGAGACUUGCUCGAGAGGGUUCGUCCAAUGACCCGGGCAGCUUGGAAAAUGAUUCUCUGACCCCGACGAAACCCCCUGGUUUACCAGAGGUUAACAAAAGUUUGGAGGGGGAGGAGGAUUUGAGUAAGGUUGCAGGCGUGGCAAAGAAAUGGGUGAAGAAAGCAAAGGAUGAUAAGGCGAAAAAGGGGAAGGAUGGGGAGGGGGGAGAGAGUGAGGAUGAUGAGGAGGGUGCGAUUGUGAGUUAUGGGACACAGGUGAAAGACGCCAGAAGGGGUAUUGGGGUAUCCAAGGCUGAGGGAGUCGGUUGGGAGGGGUUGAAAGCGGCUGCAGAGACGAUAGGAGGAGGGUUUGGGGAGGAGAGUGGGGAGAAAGAAGCAGGGGGAGCGGGGGGCUCCAAAGGCCCCCCUCCGCCUCCCCCUCCCCCUGGGCGGAAGGGCCCCCCUCCCCCCCCGCCUCCCCCAGGCGCUAAGGGGCCGGGGCCUCCCCCUCCCCCGCCCCCCCCAGGGGGCAAGGGCGAAGCUCCCCCUCCGCUCCCGCCUGGGUUCAAGGGGAAGGGUCCGCCUCCUGGGGGACCGUUUGGGGGGGGGAGGCGCGCGCUGGUGGACUGGGGGGGCGUGACAAACGCGGAUGGCACCAUCUGGGCCUCAGAGCUUGACUUUGAUAUCGAUAUUGGCGAGUUGAAGAAGCAGUUUGAGCCCAAGGCAGCUGCUCCUUUCAAGAAGGCAGAGCAGCCUGUGAAGAAACAAGUCAUUCGAAUUAUCGACAUGGCCAAGUCGAGGAACGUGGAGAUCUCCCUUCGAAGCAUGAAGCUCCAUCCGCACGACCUCGUGGUUGCAGUGUUGAGUGUCGACACGUCGACAAUAGGCGAGUGGUGUGACAGCCUGGUGGAAACAUUGUUGAAGUAUGGACCGGAUGACAAGGAGAAGCGGCUGCUGCGGGAGUUUAAGGGGAAUGUGGAGGAUUUGGGUCCGUGCGAACAGCUGUUCCGCGCAUUGCUGGGGGUGCAGCGGCUGGAGCCAAAGCUCAAGGUGCUGCAGUACCGGAUAUUCCUGGCAGAGCGGGCACCAGAGCUUGCAGACACGAUCAAGUUCGUUACUCUUGUCUCACAAAAGAUACAAGAGUCUCAGAAGCUGCAGCAUGUGCUGCUGGUGGUGCGAGAUAUUGGCAACAAACUUAAUGAGGGCACCAAGAAGGGCAAGGUGGUGGGGUUUGCAGCCAACGAUCUGAACAAGGUGGCCAACACCAAGGGCUUCAUGGCGUACCUCAUUAAGGUCCUGAGCCAGUGCCGUCCCGAGUGGCUUUACUUCUGGAAGGAUUUCACAGACGGGUCUCGGAACCUGUUGAAUGAGGCGAUCAAGGUGGACCAGAAGGGACUGGCGGAGGUGGUAAAGGAGCUGGACGUAGGGAAGGUGCUUGUGGAGCGAGAGUUGAAGGAGUGUGAGAAGAUGGCCGAGGAGGAGAGGAAGAAGGAGGAGGAGAAGGAGAAAGCGAAGGAGAAGAAAGCGCAAGAGGGGGAGAAGGGGGAGGGAGAGAAGGAGGAGAGUAAGGAGGUUGACGGGAAGGAAGGGGAGGGGGAGAAGGGCGAUGGAGGGAAGAGCGGAGAGGGUGAGAAAGGGGAGGAGAAAACGGAGGAGAAAAAGGAGGAGAAAAAGGAGGAGGAGAAAAAGGAGGAGAAGGAGAAGGAGAAGGAGAAGGAGAAGAAGGAGGAGGAGAAGCGGGAGGAGGAGGCACUGCCGUUGAAGCAUGCGGACACUUAUCGGGCCAUGCAGCUGUUUUACGAUGAAGAUGUGGUUAGAUGGCACGGCAACGUGCACAGCCUCAUGGGUGACAUGCUAGAUGGCAUGGCAACGUGCACAGCCUCAUGGGUGACAUG